UACAAAGUCAUGGUUAUGUAUCAGAAUUAAUAAAUAAGCAGUGGGAGAUUGAAUAUUUAAUGAUAAAGACAUUCGAAAAUAAUUUCAGUUUUGAUUUUACUUAAUACCAUAAUUUGUGAUAAUCAAUAUUUAAAAUAACCAUGAAUAAGCUCAAAUUCUUAACUGCUGAACAACAUAAAUGUUGGCAAGACAAUGGAUAUGUUAAAUUAUCAAAUGUAUUUACAUCAAAGGAGAUGAACGAAAUUUGUACCGAGUAUAAUCAACUUUUUGAACAAAAAAGUCAGGAAAAUAUGGAAGCAUUAGAAGCUGUUUGGAUUGGAGAUGACAUGAAAAACCUUUCUGCACAUCGAAAUGUUACAGUAAAAUCCAUCCAUAAUCUUCAAAUGCACAGCGCCGUAUUUACGAGAGUGAUAACAAAUUCAAAUUUAUUAGAUGCUUUGGAAGACAUAAUGGAUACAAAAGAUAUACUUUUACAUCACACUAAAGCUCAUAUAAAACCACCUGAAAAGGGAGCUCCAUAUUUAAUGCAUCAGGAUUAUCCAUACUUUCCUCAUAAAAAACACACAAUGCUUGCUGUAUUUCUUCAUCUCGAUGAUACAACACCAGAGAAUGGUGGAUUGGCUAUUUACCCAGGAAGCCAUAAACUUGGGCCUUUAGAAGCUCGUACAUUAUACGAUGACAAUAAAGACGCAUAUCAUUAUGUUGAUCCUGAUCGUUAUCCAUUGUCAGGAGCCACUCCAAUUAGUGCUAAAAAAGGAGAUAUUAUUGUUUUUUCAUAUUUACUUUUACAUGGAUCAUAUCUCAAUCUCUCUGAUAGACCACGACGUAUGUUUUUAAUUCAAAUUCGCGCAGCAGAUGAUGAACCAACUGAUGACGUUCACAAAUCUCCGUGUCAGGGUUUGGUACUUAGAGGUCGAAAUCCAUACCGUGAUGCUGGUAUGGCUUCUAGAUUUGCUCAAUAAAUAUCUGUUAAAGUGUAUAUAAAUAUUUCUUCCUCAUGUAUGUAUUUUGUUUAUGUAAAUAAUGACGUAAUAAAAGAACAAAAUAUAUUUUACGAAGCAACUUCA
This is a messenger RNA of Chelonus insularis, 1067 nucleotides long. RefSeq names its product probable alpha-ketoglutarate-dependent hypophosphite dioxygenase. The coding region runs from base 141 to 962 and encodes 273 amino acids. The record is from RefSeq and is a predicted model, not a curated record. NCBI's taxonomy places the organism in Eukaryota, Metazoa, Arthropoda, Insecta, Hymenoptera, Braconidae. The transcript has 2 exons.